AUACUUAGCUGUCAAACUUAGAUGUUCCAUGUUCAAUUAAAAACCGUUUGAAAAGUUUAUAUUGUUGUUUCAAUGUUAGCAGUUCUCUAAAACAAGUUGUAGUAUUAUAUUAUUCACUCCAUCCAUAUUUGUGUGUUGUUAAGCCCAAAAAUGGACGCAUUUACAGAGAGUAUUUUGAACAGGGCGAGGGAAAGACAAAAGUUAUUAGAAAGCUACGGAGGUACAGAUAGAAUACCUCUUAAGGAUGCUAACUGUUUGUCUUCAGAACCUCAAAAGGGACGAAAAGAAUCACUUUCAGAUUCUAAUAUCAGUGUUAAUGUCUGUACAAAAAACUUAGAAGCUCAAUCUAAAGAAAACAAGUCUGAAGGCAAUCUUCCCAAAUUUACGAGACAAAAUUCUAGAACUAGGGUUUCAUCAGAUAUGCCAGCUUCUCCUAAAAAUCAGUUAAAGACUCUAAAUAUUCAACAGGAUGAUUUUAACAUGGAAAUUAAACUAACUGCUUCAGAAAAGGUCAGAGUCGAAGUAGAGAUUGCUGAAGCACUCAGUGAUAAUGAUGACAUUGAAGGAGGAUGUCCUUUGAGAAUUGAAUCUAAAAGUAAAUUGAAGAGAUUAGGACAGCUUUAUGCAGGAGGAGAGGAAGCAGAGAUAUCUUCUCCAAUUCAUAAGACAGAAGAAAAAUUUUAUUCUGCAGCUGAAGUAACUGUCAAUAAACCAAAUCACAAAACACCCUGUUCAAAGGCACCCAAAAAAGGUUUAAGUAGUUUGAUGCAUUUAGCUGAGACUAUAAAUCAAUGGGAGGAUGAUAUACAUCCUGUUCGUCAAGUUGAAACAUCAAAAUCUUCUCCAAAAAAGACUUGGAAACCACCUGCGCCCCAGCCACCAACUUCUAAUAAAAAUAGUCCUAUCAAAACAUCAGUAAAACCCAAAGCACCACCACCACCAAAAGAAGUAGGUUCACCUGUAAAGAAACCCCAAUCGGUAAAUUCCCCACUUAAAAUACAAGAACAGUCAAACAAAAAUGAAACAAGUAAAAGAAAUGAUACUUGUGUUUCUCGAAGCAGUCCUGUAAAACAAUCCAAUGGUGUUAAGAAGGAUCUAACUACCCAGAUAGUUGGAGUUAUAGCCAAACAAGUGAGUUGGGAUCAAAAUGUUUUAGAUAAAUUGGAAUCACAAGGAUUCACGAGAACAAACUCAAAUUCUCGAUUAGUAUAUUCGUAUAAUUCACAGGAGAAUAUCGAAAUAAAACCCAACAAACAACAAAAUCCUGACAGAGUUCAAGAACUACAGUCAAUUCAAGAAGAUCAGUGCACGGAGGACGAUACAAUACAAGCCACUACCAUACACGAUGAUGACCAACCUAAAGAGAACAAAAUAAGACAAAUGGCUACUGCGAUACAAGCAAAAAUCGACAUCUCCGAGCAACAUCCAAGUCCUGUAAAAGCCCAUAUUAGAAGUAACAAUAUUGCUGAAAGAGCAGCAGCAUUUGAAAAUAGUCCUUCAAAAUCGACUAAGGAUCCUGCAUUGCUUUCCGUGUCGGAAAGAAAGGCAUUAUUCGAGAAAAAUAAAGGGGAAGCAUUGGUUCCAAAAGCAGCUUUUGGUAUGGCUCCUGCGGUUAAAGUUGAAACCACAAUGAAAGCCAGCUGUACGAAGAUAAUCGGGGCAGAUAAAACUGCCAAACCUGCUUUAAAUCCAGUUCCAGAGAAAGAAAAAACAAUCGUGCAGGUGGAAUUGGUUAGACCAACGAUACAGAGUCCGCCUAAAACUGUAAAGAAACUUGCUCCCAAGCCUCCUGCACCUCCAGCACCUCCUGCUCCUCCGACGGUAGCAUACGUGCCCCAGGCCGGAGGAAUAGCGAGCAAAAUGGCGGCCUUGCUUAAGAACAAAUCGACGAUAUCUCAGGAACAAAUCGAAAGUAGCGUCAAGUCCGAAAGGCAGAAGGAGAUGGAUAUGUUGUUAAACCGGUUUCACACUAACAAAGAGACUGCUAAUGUCAUAAAGGAAGUAUCAGAAGAUGAAGAUGACGACGAGGCAGAUGCCACAGAAAGAACUGUUAUGAUACCCGAAAAACCAGCCAAAAUUGUGUCUUCCGAAAACGAGCGAAGAAAAUCGGGAGAAAAAAGGAAAAGUGGGGGAAAACCGUAUGGUAAAGGUGAUAGUCCAGUGGUGGCAGCAGUUUUGGACGACGUCAAAAGAAUUAAAGUCGCUGGUCCAAAGGAGGGCAGACUGUACCCAAAUCUAUCAGACAUUGAAGCGACUACAGAGACCGAACCUGAAACAUACACGAGGUCACCAUCGCCUGACAACAGCAACAGCAGUUUUGAGACAAGUAAUAAUUCGGACGAUCCUAACACUAGUUUUGGUCGCGAAAUUAUACAGGCAGUGUGUAAGAAUCAGACGCCACAGAAAAGGGCGAUUUUUGAUGAGAGUACUGCCAGCGAUGUAUCCAGUAUUUUAGACGAUAUGGAUAAUUAUCUGGAUGAACUUAGUAAUGAAGAUAACACAAGCGCUGGGCCUACGCCUCCCAAACUAAACCGACAACAAACGCCAUUGAAAACUGUUACCCAGUCUUCUAGUUCAUUUUCUUACAAAAAUUACUCUCCAUGCGUCAAUACACCCAAUCAAAAUUUACCCGACUAUGUCGUUGAAGGAGAUAACAUAUUACCUUUGACGCAUACUGUUAGUUUUUAUAGAAAGCAACAAAACCAGAUACAAUCACCUGUCAGGCAAGUAAUCCGACAACCAAUUUUAGAAGAACCAAUUUCAGAAACACGUCAAGACGAAAGCAAGUUGAUUAGUGAAAAAAUUAAGGAGUUGCAAGAAGAAGUACAUAGACAACAAAAUAUUAUUUCACAAACCAGCCAGGCACUUAAUUUAUGCAGUUGCACUCCAGAGUUUUCGGGGUCGACGGAACAAGUAGAAGCUGAAAGAGUUUUGCUGGUAGCAACCCAUAGAAGACAGGCGGCAUUACAGGAAAUUCAGAGAUUAAAAGUUGAAGGGACUAUUAGACCUCAAGGACAACAUGCCAAAAAUGUGCCAUUGGAAAAAGGAACAUUGACGAUAUCCGAUAUUGUUUUGCCUCUAAAACAUAAAUACGUUAAAGCAUUGGCCGCUGCCGGUGGCAAAGGACAUCACAUUGUGUGCUUGAUAAAAUGCGGAGAACAAGUUAUUCCUACAAAGUUAACUUCGACAGUAGUACAUAGCGUUAAAAACCCAGAUACAGAUUUGGUCAUACCCGGAAGCGUUGUUCUCAGCAAUAUUUACAGCGAUUUUACUAUCACUUUCGAGGUUUACUGUCUGCAGGCCCAAGAGGAGUUUCUUCCACAUGAAGUCAAAUAUCACAUCAAUAGCAAAAAGUCAAACAAUAAAUUGGUAACUCCGAAAAAAUCAAAGCAAGAGUCUAGAAUGGUAAUGCCGAUCAAAGAAUCACCAGCGGGACCUCAAGCUGUAAGAACAUCUUCGUUUGCAAUGAUGGGAUAUGUUGUAUUUUCAGUCCAAGCUGUCAAUAAACGGAUUUGGAGUUUAAAUAACACCCCGCCUAUGAGUCCUUUGGACGGUACCGUUGAAAUGCGUAUUUGCUGUGAAUUAGCUGUAUCUGUUGAACAUAGGGGAUUCUUGACUAUGUUCGAAGAUGUAUCAGGAUUUGGAGCAUGGCAUAGACGAUGGUGUAUGCUGAAUGGACAAACCUUAAGUUACUGGAAAUAUCCAGAUGAUGAAAGGAAAAUGGCACCAAUAAAUUCUAUAGAUUUAAAUAGCUGUAUAACAAAAGAAGUUGGGUCAGUCAAUAGGGAUAUAUGUGCGAGGCUACACACAAUUUUAUUGGAGAUGGAGAGACCUGCCUACAGUACAGAUAAGGACAGUCUAGUAACGAUAUGCAAAGGGGAUAAGACAGUUAUUAGACACUUACUUUCAGCAGAUACGAAACAGGAGAGGAUAGAGUGGUGCACAAAGUUCAACGCUGCCUUAACAGCAAUAAGAAUGUGGGGCAACAAUCAGCAAUAAGUUUGAUUUAUAACACUUAAUUUUACGCUUUGUAAUUGUUAAUGGCCUGUCCAUAAUCCAUAAUAUUGUUUGAAUGAUUUUUAUAGUAGUGUGUUAUAUUUUAAGUAAUAUAUGAAAUAACGUAUUUUAUUUUUAUAGCAGUUUAUAUUGGAAUAAACAUAUUUUAUCUUC
Messenger RNA from Diabrotica virgifera virgifera (western corn rootworm), 4170 nucleotides. Its product is annotated as anillin-like. Gene Ontology annotation, biological process: septin ring organization; actomyosin contractile ring assembly; mitotic cytokinesis. Bases 151 to 3999 code for a protein of 1282 amino acids. The transcript has 20 exons. Lineage: Eukaryota; Metazoa; Arthropoda; Insecta; Coleoptera; Chrysomelidae. Gene Ontology annotation, cellular component: actomyosin contractile ring. The record is from RefSeq and is a predicted model, not a curated record.